Peronospora belbahrii is the source of this 1290-nucleotide messenger RNA. The record is from the annotation of a GenBank genome assembly. NCBI's taxonomy places the organism in Eukaryota, Oomycota, Peronosporomycetes, Peronosporales, Peronosporaceae.
AUGGCGCGCUCUAACGCCGAGCCGCCAGCGCUCAGGGUCAAUAAUGUUAACGUGAGCUUGUCAAUGCCACGUCCAGCUUCCGUUUUCCAGUUAUCAGGAGCUUCUACUACCAAUAGCGGUCGCUUUAUACUGCCAAAUAUGGCACUACGUAAAGUAGUAAAGAAGCCAAUUUUUGAGAAUUUUGAUGAGUCAGCUUACAGUGUAAAGCCUCCAACGCAGAUGCUGCGCUUUAUUGACGGCUUACGGUAUCACAAACCUACAUCUGAAGAGAGCAAAGCAUUAAAUCUUAGCAGUGCUACAGAGAGGAUUUAUCUUCAUGUACUAAAUGACAUUCUGAUGAUGUGUGGAGCACGUAAAGGAGCACGUUUUAGCUCACUGGAUGUCAAUCGACUUAAAGUUAUUGCUGAAGGACUAGGAGCUAGAUACGAAGCUGUGGACGGAACUUUUCGUACACUACCAACAGACGUGAUGAGGUAUCGCUUUCAUGGGGUGAAGAGAUUAGAGGAUGACCCAUCCCUUUUUGAGUUCCUUUCCAAUCGCUCUCGCAACAGUUUAGUUGGCAUGAGCUUGUUGAAUUCGGAGGACCAAGUAAGGCGGCGGGCUUUUUACUUUCAAUGGCUGGCGCGUCAGUAUGUGGUGACUUUUGCACAGCUGAAGACAGCAAUGCAAGAGAUAUGUGAUCGCGUGCAGAAGGAUAUGGCUGCUUUUGGAGCGCUUUCAACACCUGCCCUUGCUGAUAUCAACGAUGCAGUAGAAGCAGAGUUUGAGGCGAAAACACACCACCCGUUUCCUACGUUUCUAUUUGUCCUCAUUCAGAAAUAUCAUCGCGAACAACGUAGUAAUGGCACGACGUGGACCGUGGGAUUGGACAAACCGCCUGUAGACUCGAUCGGGCAGUUUGCCCUCUAUUUAUCAAGUGUUUUGCUCCAGCCGGCACCGAUGACGUCUGCGGAGCUGCACAGCGUUCAAGUGCUCUUGCAAAUUGUUAAGGCAGAAUUCCGAGUAGACUACCAUUCGAUGGUACUGGUGGUGACUAGAGUAGUACAAGCAGACGGCCAAGUAAUUGUGAACACCUCGUCUCGUUCAUGGUUUGAUAGCGCACCAGACAGCGGCGAUUUUUCGUCUGAACAAAGUACCAGCAACGUCGUCCGGGUACUUACGCACGAGACUUUGAGUUCUCUGCUCUUUGCCUUUUUGAUGACAGUUCGUGAGCUACGUUUGGUACCGCGCGAGAAAGAGCUUCUAAACCGCGGAAAGAAGACGAAAAAGACAGCGCUUAUGUUGCAUUAA